AUGAGCGUCGAGCUCGAGAUCGAUGAGAGCAAGGUCUGGAGCCCGGAGGAGCGGCAGGCGUACCUCGACCAGAUCCCCGAGAUGUCACUCUUCGAGGACCACAUCCUCGAGGGCGACGUCAUGGUCGACGCCAUGAUGGCGCUCGUCGAGGAAGGCGAGACGGCCGAGACGCUCGCGCUCAAGUUCAAGAACAAGGGCAACAAGAUGUUUGCCGACGCCAAGAAGUCCAAGAACCAUCUCUACUACGAGUAUGCCAUCAAAGAGUACAGCGACGCACUGGCGUACGGCCUCAAGGCGCUCGCAGCCCCGACGCCGGCGGACGAGCUCGCGGCCAUGGACCUCGACGAGCCCAUUCGCAUGCCGGCGCUCAUGACGACAAUCCUCUCCAACCGCGCGGCCGCGCACCUCGCGCUCAAGAACUAUGGCAGCUGCCGCUCGGACGCGGCGCGCGCGCUCCAGCACGACAGUAAGCACCUCAAGUCCAUCUACCGCGGCGCCAAGGCGUCGGCGAUGCUCAAGAAGCCGGCCGAUACGCUGCGCUACUGCAAGGUGGGCUUGGCCAUCGACGCGACCAACAAGGAGCUCCUCGUACUCCAACGCGACGGCGAGAAGAUGCUCGAGGAGCAGCGGCAGCAGGCCGAGCUCGACGCGUUCAAGGCCAAGAAGGCGCAUGCGAUGGUCGAAAAGUACCGCAAGCUCUGCACGCUCCGAAACGUGCGCGUCGGUCGCGGUAUCCUCGACGACGCCCGCGUCAAGGACUUUGAAGGCAAGGCCGACUUGGACGAAGAGGGCGUCAUGUGCUGGCCCGUCCUCUUCCUCUACGACGAGUACGGUCAGUCGGACUUUAUCCAGUCGUUUGGCGAGCAAGACAUGUUCAUCGAGCACCUCGCCAACAUGUUUCCGGAGGAAGGCCCGUUCUGCUUCUGGGACAAGCGCCAGGAUUACGUGGCCUCGCAGCUCCAAGUGUACGUGGCGGCCGACGUGGUUGUGCCCUUUGCGACGCCGGACGCUUGGCACGUCGCGCUCAAUGGCGCGAAAGAGUCGGAUGCGAUCGAGUCGGCGCGCCUCGACGCGGACGAAAAGCACGGCUACAAGCACAAGGUCUGGCUGCGCGUCUCGCCGUUCUGCAAGUUGUACCGUCUCCUGAGCCACCACCAGUACGUCGUGCCCGGCAUUCCCGUCAUCAACAUCAUGGUGCGCGGCUCCAAGCAAGAAGCGUCCUUCCUGGACGCGAUCGACGUUAUCAACCUCGAGGAGCGCUAA
Molecule: messenger RNA, 1263 nt
Organism: Saprolegnia parasitica CBS 223.65
Lineage: Eukaryota; Oomycota; Saprolegniomycetes; Saprolegniales; Saprolegniaceae
Exons: 1
Coding region: 1-1263 (420 amino acids)
Molecular function (GO): Hsp90 protein binding
Source: RefSeq, a predicted model, not a curated record